Trematosphaeria pertusa is the source of this 1657-nucleotide messenger RNA. RefSeq names its product glycoside hydrolase family 79 protein. The coding region runs from base 48 to 1628 and encodes 526 amino acids. Lineage: Eukaryota; Fungi; Ascomycota; Dothideomycetes; Pleosporales; Trematosphaeriaceae. The record is from RefSeq and is a predicted model, not a curated record. The transcript has 4 exons.
UACAACCCUUAUGGGACAGCUCCUAUAAUCCGCAUUGCGAAGGAAAAAUGACAAAUUUUCGUAUUGCAUAUCUCCUCGCUCUUGCCCAAGCGAUAGCCGGGCAAGAUGCGACCUCUCCAGUCCGCUGGACCUUACCAUCCGAUGCUUCCAAUGCUCAAGCAGUCUACAAAGGCUACAUUGGCUUUGGGAUUGAAAUGAAGAGCUUCCCAGACUAUACAGGCACCGACACUCCCAAUCAAUUCUCAAACUACCUUCUUUCCCUCCUCGCCGACCGCACCGGCAACGCCCCCAUCCACAUUCGCGUCGGUGGCACCUCCAUGGAUAGCAGCAUCUACGAUCCAUCAUUCAACGAGACCUGGAAGAAAACCCCUCAAGGAAAGGACUGCCGGCUACACACGCAAGUCACGCUCGGAAAGCCGUGGGUCGAAAAGACAUUUGGAAACCUCAACUCUUCUUUCACACGGUACACCAUCGACGUCCCAUUAGCGCGGCUAAACAAGACGAAUGGAAUCGAGUUUGCGAAUGCAUGUAUCAACGCGAUGCCGAGCAAGACUAGCCAGCUUGACGCCGUGGAAAUCGGCAAUGAACCGAAUCUGUAUACCAGUUUCCCUAAUCCACCCUGCGCCACUAAUGAUCGGCCGUCUGGCUGGAAUGCGUCGGACUAUUCGAGACAGUGGACGACGUACGCGAAGAAUCUUACGGAUAAUGUACAGGCGUUGAAGAACAGCGGGCGGAAAGACUGGUUUCAGACGCUUGCGCUUUCGUCGGGGUAUAAAGUGGAUGAUUGGACUUUUGCUGACUUCUGGGAUCAACUGAAGCAAGACGGAUAUAUCAAGACGAUUUCCCAGCACUACUAUCAAACCGAUGCCAAGGGAAGCGUAACCGACUACCCCAUCGCUCACGCCAACACAGUCAACGUCCUCGAAACCAAGUUCCGCCGCAACCUCAACUUCACCAAGAACCGCAACACGCCCUUCAUUCUCGGCGAAGUCGGCACCGUCGUCAGCUCCAGCAACGCCAACUCCGAAAGUCAGGACCUAUAUAACUCGCUAGGCUCAGCCCUGUGGACCUUCGACUUCCUGCUGUACGGCAUGAGCAUGGGGAUCAACAGGGUCAGCAUGCAGAUGGCGACAGGGUUUAAGAUUUCGGCGUGGAAGCCCGCGAAGGGGAAAGAGGUGCACGGGAGUUUUUAUGGGCUGGUGGCGGGCGCGGAGUUCAUUGGUGAGGGCGAGGAUUUGCAGAUCCAAGCGCUUUCGACACAGGGCCAUGAGAAUAUUGCUGGGUACGCAGGGUUUAGCGGCGGGAAGUUGGCGAAGGUCGCAGUGCUGAACCUCCACUUUUGGAACGAGACGAACGCGACGCUAGAGGACCGACCAAAGAGGAAUAUUGCGCUAGGCGGUUUGGGCAAUGAUGUGAGCAGUGUGCGGGUGUCGACAUUGACGGCAUCGAAUGGGACACCGGAUCAUAACAUCACGUGGGCGGGUAAGCGGUGGACGGCAGAGGGCGAUGGGAAGGAGUAUCAAAGUGGACCGAAGCCGGUUGUGAUUGAUGUGAGAAAUGGAGCUCCGGUUAGGAAUCUGACGGUUGGGGCGUCGGAGGCUGUACUAGUGGAGAUAGUCAGGAACUAAUGGAAGAAGAGAGGUACGAUAUAGUGUAG